Molecule: messenger RNA, 2919 nt
Organism: Manis javanica (Malayan pangolin)
Lineage: Eukaryota; Metazoa; Chordata; Mammalia; Pholidota; Manidae
Source: RefSeq, a predicted model, not a curated record
AGGAAAAUUGUCAAAACAGCGAUCUUUCUGGGUUCCUUUCGCAUGCCCUACGAAGAGAUUAAGAAUGUCAUCCUGGAGGUGAAUGAGGCUGUUCUGACUGAGUCUAUGGUCCAGAACCUCAUUAAGCAGAUGCCGGAGCCAGAGCAGCUGAAAAUGCUUUCUGAACUGAGAGACGAGUACGACGGCCUGGCCGAGGCAGAGCAGUUCGGGGUGGUGAUGGGCACGGUGCCCUGCCUGCGGCCUCGCCUCAACGCCGUCCUCUUCAAGCUGCAGUUCAGUGAGCAGGUGGAGAACAUCAAGCCGGAGAUUGUUUCUGUGACGGCUGCAUGUGAGGAGCUGAGAAAGAGUGAGAACUUCUCCAGCCUCCUGGAGCUGACCCUGCUCGUGGGGAAUUACAUGAACGCUGGCUCCAGGAAUGCGGGUGCUUUUGGCUUCAAUAUUAGCUUCCUCAGUAAGCUUCGAGACACCAAGUCCACAGAUCAGAAGAUGACACUGUUGCACUUCCUGGCUGAGUUGUGUGAGAAUGACUACCCUGAUGUCCUCAAGUUUCCAGAUGAGCUCGCCCACGUGGAGAAAGCCAGCCGAGUUUCUGCUGAAAACUUGCAAAAGAACCUAGAUCAGAUGAAAAAACAAAUUUCCGAUGUGGAACGUGAUGUUCAGAAUUUCCCAGCUGCCGUAGAUGAGAAAGACAAGUUUGUUGAAAAAAUGACUAGCUUUGUGAAGGAUGCCCGGGAGCAGUAUGACAAGCUGCGGAUGAUGCACUCUCACAUGGAGACCCUCUAUAAGGAGCUGGGCCAGUAUUUCCUCUUCGACCCUAAGAAGGUGUCUGUGGAGGAAUUCUUCAUGGAUCUGCACAACUUCAGGAAUAUGUUUGUGCAAGCAGUCAAGGAGAACCAGAAGCGGCGGGAGAUAGAGGAAAAAAUGCGACGAGCAAAACUAGCCAAGGAGAAGGCCGAGAAGGAGCGGCUGGAGAAACAGCGGAAGAGAGAGCAGCUCAUAGACAUGAAUGCAGAGGGCGAUGAGACAGGUGUGAUGGACAGCCUUCUAGAAGCACUGCAGUCAGGCGCCGCAUUCCGACGGAAGAGAGGACCCCGUCAGGCAAACAGGAAGGUUGGGUGUGCGGUCACAUCGGUCCUAGCCUCCGAGCUGACCAAGGAUGAUGCCAUGACUGCAGUUCCUGCCAAGGUGGCCAAGAACAGAGAGGGAGUCCCCACAGUCCUUGAGGAAACCAAGGAGUUGAUUGGCCGUGCGAGCUAAGCUGGAGCCUGUGGCCGCAGCAGCUCCUCGGGGGAACCGGCCUGCUGCUGUCUGUACAUCACACACAGCUUCGGCCGCCUGGAGGACAGAAGGAAAGGGCAGUGUGGGGGCGGCCUGGGCCCAACCCGGCCAGCCCGCUGCUGUAUUUACUAAAGCAGGCUCCAUGCCUGCUGCCUUAACCCUCAGUGUCUCCUCGCUGUCACCCUGAGGCCUCGUCCCCGACAAGGCCCUGCCUGCUUCCUCACCCCCGCCUUUCCGGGGGGCUUUCACUGUCACCUCGUCGGCCUUGCUGGGUUUGUGCUUUUCUUUCAUGGUUCCUCUGGCCCUGAGAACGGCAUGGGGUUUGUGGACCUUGGGGCUAUAUUUCUCCUCCCACUGCUGUCACCCCCACUCCCCUCUCCCCUCUCCUGGCCGUUGUUAUUUAUUACUAGUGAUGUGGCAUUGGGAGCUACUUCUAAGGAGGCGGGGAGCAAACCUCAUCCGUACCCCACCUUCCUGGGGAAGGCUUCCCAAAACAAAAAGACCUGGACCACUUAAUCUGCUCUACAGUGGCCUGGGCCUGAGCCUGUGGGCAGGCAGGCAGGGCAGAGACAUGGUGGGGCCCACUGCAGCCUGCUGCCAUGCUUUGUGCCCUCGCCUUUCUGGACCCUCUGCACCAGCCCCAGCCUCCCCGGAGCUUUGGUGCAUCUCAUCUGGAACAUGGGCUGUGGGGGAGGCCCGAGCGCAGCCCGGCCAGACCUCACCCUCUGUCUCCAAGGAAAUGGGAGGUGGAGCCUCUGGCUGAGAAAUUGUAUUGCAAAUUGAUCUAUUUUUGUAUGAAUUUUUUUUUUUUUUUUAAGGAUAAUAACUCCUCCUUUUCCCUUCCUCCUCUGUAACGGUAAGAGGCUUUGAUGGCAGGUUUGAGAGAGUCCCUGGGUUUUCUCCCCACGGGCCUCAAUCCUGAACAAGUCCCCUGGACCUCCACCUCAGCUCUCCAGCCUUCCGGGCCCUUGUGGCCGAUGCAGAUUCUCUUUCCCAGCAUCCAGUUUUUGGGCAGAGAAGCCCUUCUCCCAGUGAGCUGGACCAAGCCCAAGAGCAGUGGGAGCUCUGAGGCCACAGAGUUUUUAUAAAUUCAAUAUAUUCAUCAAGCCAAAUGUGCAGAUGCUAACUGGAAGUUCUGAGCCCACAUGCACCCCUGCUUCCAUCUCAGCGGUUGGCAGGCCUCACUGUUCCGUGGCCCCAGCGCCAGGAAGCUCAGAUUCUCUGGCUCAAGGUGAUACUUUGCCCUCUGUUGUUCCCUCGGACUUCCACCCCCAGGUAGGGAGAGAAUGGCACUGUUCGGGCCUGGCCCGGAGGCCUUGAGGCCAGGAGGCAGGUUCUGGCUGUCCCAGAGAUGCAUGUGUGAAGGGCCAACAGCAGCCCCUCUGAGCUAUUCCUGGGAAGACUGGUGCAGAGGCCUGCUGCUCCUCUGGGUCCCCUCCUAUUCCCUGCUGACACCUGGGGCUUUGACCCUUUCUUUUUUAAAUCUACUUUUGCCAAGAUGCAUUUAAUAAAAAAAAAAAAAAAAGGAGGGGGGACAAAAUGCAAACAUAUGUCCCUCGCCUCUUGGGCUUCUGGGAUGUCAUCACCUCCGGUUCAUUGGAUUUGUUUCCAACUGUUAAUAAAGCAUUGACUUCAGCAGCA